This is a messenger RNA of Cyprinodon tularosa, 2014 nucleotides long. RefSeq names its product phosphatidylserine synthase 2 (gene ptdss2). Gene Ontology annotation, molecular function: L-serine-phosphatidylethanolamine phosphatidyltransferase activity. Lineage: Eukaryota; Metazoa; Chordata; Actinopteri; Cyprinodontiformes; Cyprinodontidae. Gene Ontology annotation, biological process: phosphatidylserine biosynthetic process. The coding region runs from base 586 to 1983 and encodes 465 amino acids. The transcript is spliced from 12 exons. The record is from RefSeq and is a predicted model, not a curated record.
ACGUGUUUGUUUCUGAGCGCGUGUGAUCGGCUCGUGCAGCAGUUAUUCAAUGCUCAGCGGUCUGCUGGUUUUUAUUAAGCAGACCUCCUGUCGGUCUGUAGCGGAACAGCGACGCUUUGAAGAACUUUAUUAUAACUGUUUCCAGUUUUUUGUAAUGUAGUGCGCGGCAGCUGUCGCUAAGCUCUGCCGUAAAGCAGGCCGUCAGCACAUAAAUGAGCUGAGCUGGUGAGUCAUAGAGGCUAAAUGUGAAAGUCAGCCGCGUGCUUUGCUAAUAAAUUUUUUAAAAAGCAGUUAAAUAGUGACGCGCAUCAGAGGAGGUCUGCUUCUACAGACUGGUUCAUUAGUAACAGACCUCCUGGGCAAGGUCAGUCAUUAGCUAACCGCUCUGAUUGAUCAGCUCCUGGUGUUCAGCAGGAAGUCGUCAUCAGUCUGGGAGCAGAUGUUACUGAAAUAACUGCUGCCUGUUUGGCGGCUUCACACCGAAGGGACGAGAUCUUCAGGUUUUUUCCUCCGACCAGCCCAGGAUGCUUUCAGUCUGCUGGGUGGGGCCGACAGAGACCGGAGCCUAACCGAGCAGACCGCAGCAUGGCCAAGACCGAGGAGGUCAGCAGGGAGGGGGGGCUGAAGCAGACCUCCAGGGACGGUCUGCACCGGAGAAACGCCGAGUCCGAAGUCUACGACGACGGGACCAACACCUUCUUCUGGCGAGCCCACACCCUGAGCGUGCUCUUCAUCCUGACCUGCGCCCUGGUCUACGUCACGCUGCUGGAGGAGACGCCUCAGGACACCGCCUACAACACUAAGAGGGGCAUCGUGGCCAGCAUCCUGGUGUUCCUCUGUUUCGGAGUAACGCAGGCUAAGGAUGGACCCUUCACCAGACCCCAUCCAGCUUACUGGCGUUUCUGGCUGUGUGUUAGCGUCGCCUACGAACUCUUCCUCAUCUUCAUCCUGUUUCAGACGGUUCAUGAUGGACGACAGUUCAUGAAGUACAUUGACCCCAGAUUGGGGGUCCCUCUGCCUGAGCGGGAUUAUGGAGGGAACUGCCUCAUCUACGACCCGGGGAACACUACUGACCCCUUCCACAACCUCUGGGAUAAGAUGGAUGGCUUCGUUCCAGCUCACUUCCUGGGAUGGUACAUAAAGACUCUGGUGAUUCGGGAUUGGUGGAUGUGUAUGAUCAUCAGCGUCAUGUUCGAGUUCCUGGAGUACAGCCUGGAACACCAGCUGCCCAACUUCUCUGAGUGCUGGUGGGACCACUGGAUCAUGGACGUGUUGGUGUGCAACGGUUUGGGGAUCUACUGCGGCAUGAAGACGCUGGGCUGGUUGUCCAUGAAGCCGUAUCAGUGGCAGGGACUCUGGAAGAUUCCCACCUAUAAGGGGAAGAUCAAGCGGAUAGCGUUCCAGUUCACCCCCUACAGCUGGGUGAAAUUCGAGUGGAAGCCCGCCUCCAACCUGCGGCGCUGGCUCGCCGUGCUGGGCAUCAUCUUCAUGUUCCUGCUGGCCGAGCUGAACACCUUCUACCUGAAGUUUGUGCUGUGGAUGCCGCCUGAACACUACCUGGUGCUGCUCCGCCUCGUCUUCUUUGUGAAUGUGGGGGGCGUAGCCAUGAGGGAGAUCUACGACUUCAUGGACGACCCGAAGUUCCACAAAAAGCUGGGUCAGCAGGCGUGGCUGGUGUCCACCAUAACGGUGACGGAGUUCCUCAUCGUGGUCAAGUACGACCCCCACACCCUCAUGCUGCCCAUCCCCUUCUCCGUCAUGCAGUGCUGGUUCCUGGGGAUCCUCCUCAUCCUCAUCUGGACCCUCUGGAGGUUUUUCAUCCGUGACAUCACGCUUCGCUACAAAGAGACCCGUCGGCGCCAACAGGAAGUGCCGGUGGACUGGGACCGGCAGCUGGGGAACGGCGGCCCGGCAGCGGCGGCGGCGUCGGGCCGCAGCAAACUGAACGGCAGCUCCGAAACGCUGCGACAGAGGAAGUCCUGAGAGGAAGUCCCACUGAGACCGCCGCCGGGGG